AUGCAAAUAAAAAUGAAAAUGAAAAUGAACGAAAAGCAAACACUUGCACAUUUUCUGGAAAACAGAAACUUUGCUGCAAGCAAGAGGUACCAAAGAAAGAAAAAAGAAGAAAAGGAAAGCGAGGUGAAGGACAGUCUUAUUAUUGUGGAUGGGGAAGUUGUGAUUAGCAGUGGAUGUCCAAAAGAAAAUGAAGAGCGGAAUGUCAUAGAAGAUCGUAUGACUGCUUUUUCGUACGGAAGGGCUACAAGCAAAAGCAGAUGGUCAAAGGAGGAAACAAUUCUCUUUUACAAGGGGCUUUCUCUGUGCGGCACAGACUUUACUCUCUUAGAGAAGAUAUUCACCGAUAAGAGUAGAAAGCAGAUUAAGAACAAAUUCAGCAUUGAAGAGAAAAAGUUCCCAGAAAAAAUAAGCAGAGCACUCUCUACCCAUAGAGUCUUCAAGAAAGAAGAGCUAGACUCACUACGGAAGGAAUACACUGAGAUAAAAUACAAUACAUAG
This is a messenger RNA of Nematocida ausubeli, 498 nucleotides long. RefSeq lists its product as uncharacterized. Gene Ontology annotation, cellular component: transcription factor TFIIIB complex. Bases 1 to 498 code for a protein of 165 amino acids. NCBI's taxonomy places the organism in Eukaryota, Fungi, Microsporidia. Gene Ontology annotation, molecular function: TFIIIC-class transcription factor complex binding. Gene Ontology annotation, biological process: RNA polymerase III preinitiation complex assembly. The record is from RefSeq and is a predicted model, not a curated record. The transcript has a single exon.